CACCUCCUUUCUUUCGUGGACCAUCCUUCUUCUAGCAAUCGAUACCGAUUGGCAAGACAAAGUACGAAAGGAGGUGCUCGAGUUACUUGGGGACCAGAAUCCAAACGCAGAAGGCAUUGCAAGAAUGAAAAAGAUGACCAUGGUUAUCAACGAGACCCUAAGACUAUAUCCUCCGGUCAUCGGUCUUGUGAGAAAAGUACAACGGGAAAGCAAAUUGGGAAGUCUCAUUCUUCCGGUCAAUAUAGCCGUGAAUAUUCCGUCGUCGUUUCUUCAUCUUAAUCCUCACAUUUGGGGAGAAGACGUGCAUCUCUUCAAUCCAGAAAGAUUUUCGGGAGGAGUUGCUAAAGCCACAAACAACAAUCCCGCAGUAUAUCUUCCUUUCAGUUUGGGACCGUGCAACUGUGUGGGCAUGAACUUCUCUAUCAAUGAAACGAAAAUUGCUCUCUCGAUGAUUCUGCAACGCUACGCCUUCGCUCUGUUCCCAACCUAUAUUCACUCGCCCAUGGUUCGUGUGACGCUUGGUCCACAACAUGGGAUUCAGGUGAUGCUUCACCCUCUCUAGCAUGUAUCAACUCUAAUACUAUUUAUCAAGUGGUGUGCAGUGGGUGCAGGACAAUCUUACAUUUGAAGCACACCAAUUUGUUCCUUAUGUACCUAGACUGACUGUAUGUCUUGGCAGGGUUUAUUCAAAAAAAAAAAAAAACUCUUGGCAGGGUUUAUUCAAAAAAAAAAAAAAAAAAAAGUGGAGCGAAUAAAACUGCAGGUUUGUUUGCACUAGAAAAGUCAACCGCUAAUGAAUUGUGAUGAUAUUACAGUAACAUCAUAUACUGUUACACAAGACAAUGCCUUGUAUACCUAAUCAAUUCUGAUCUUUGUUGUCAACUUCUACUUAUUUAGAGGACCCUAUGUGUCACACUCCGAAAUUUUAAUAAAAAGUUCAUAAUGU
This is a messenger RNA of Rhododendron vialii, 946 nucleotides long. Its product is annotated as cytochrome P450 CYP749A22-like. Gene Ontology annotation, molecular function: monooxygenase activity; oxidoreductase activity, acting on paired donors, with incorporation or reduction of molecular oxygen; iron ion binding. The record is from RefSeq and is a predicted model, not a curated record. Lineage: Eukaryota; Viridiplantae; Streptophyta; Magnoliopsida; Ericales; Ericaceae. The transcript has 2 exons. Bases 125 to 562 code for a protein of 145 amino acids.